UUCCGCGAAGAAAGGAGGCUCAACACUUGCUGACGAUUCUGUCGAUCUCUCUUGUAAAACCCAUUAUAAAAUAAGGUUAUCUUGAAGAUCUGAAAAUAGCAACCAUACGCCAAGAGAUAUUUUUUCCGAAUGCCGAUGAGAAGCAAAGGUUUUUACAAUGCCUUGCAGAGUACCAUUCGCUAAGUCUCGGACCCAGGAGUACCCAUGAGCACUUGGUCAUAUAUAUGAUUAAUAGAAGCCAUCUGCACCUGCAUCGCGAUUAAUAUAUGUGGUCGUAAAAAUAGCCAAAUCUCGUUUAUUCAAAUUAAAAGAUUGAGGCUGAAAUCAACGGUAGAAAGAACCGAGCUCACAGCAGCACCUGAUAAAACCACCACAAUUCUGGGGAAUUCCAAGUGAUCCAGUCUCGGGGCCGCCCGCACAACGAAUAAUUGGGGAAAAUACGGAAGCGAGGUAGAUUUACCAGCCGUUGCAUGAGUUGCGACGCAUCUUAUGCUACCACAUCUCACUGUUGGGACAAUAUAUUUUUAGGAACAAGCCCGAUACAACCUCAAAGAUUUCAAUUGGAACGGCCGAGACAAUCCGAAAGGCCAGUCUCUAUUCUUUGUCGCCCCAGAGGCUCAAAAGGUCAGACGGAAGUGCAGUCCUGCCCUCCUCAAUCUGCUCCGAGAUACACAGAGGGCCAUUGCCAUCCCAGCUGAUCUCGAAGCAGCUGUGGUCUGAGUCUCUAACCGCAUCCAUAAUUCGCUUGAUGAGAGCGUGGAACCGAGCCAAGAGGGACGAGUGGGCUGUUUCCCAGUCGAGAAUCUUUUGCCUGAUGGGGGUAACCGUGGGAUGAUCGAACAGGCCUGAAUUGUGGUACGCGAUGACAAAAUUGGGGGUUUGAUUCGCCCAGAGCCUGGGAAGUAUCUCUUCCAUAUUGUAGGACUUGUAGUAGGCCCGUGUCUUGAUGUCGAAAAUUUGACCUUGUGCAACUACAUUGCCAGCCAUUCUCAUCUUCAACUUUCCACUCUGAGAUGGUCUUUCGAUACCAACGGCAAUUCUGUCAAGCGUGUCCUCAAGUGUGAGACCUCCACUAGUACCUGCGGUAUCAAACGCCCGCUUCGAAUUGCUUGGCUUGACAUAGCCGUCCGUUUCUGUUCGGAUGAGUAUAUCCAACCCGCCAAAGUCAUAUUGAAUGAUUCGUUGGUGUGAGCAAGAGUUUCGAACGUCUGCAUCCCAAGUUGUAUAUGCUUCUGGGAACGUAUGACCCCAGCCCUGCAGGUCCGUAAUGAUGUCCGUAGGGGAGUUCUCUCGUCGAAUGAAGAGGACUGUGUCGCCUACCACAUUGACGCCGAAUCGAAAGGGCUUGUAUUGGCCUCCAGCGCACCUCAUAAGAUUUCCGAGUGUACUACCACAUCCCACUAUGUCCAAAGAAUUAAACUCGAAGUUCGGCCGCAUAGCAAGCACUGAUCGAACAGCAGGCUCCAGGGGGUAUGCGGGAUAUCUAGCGGCGUUGAUAUCUCGAAAUACAUCCUCGCUGUCUGGCUUCAGUCGUGUGUCUUCGGCAGGUGGGUUCCAAGCUGGAGGACAUCCUGAAGUAUCGAGAUGUUAGCGAACGUUAUGGUAAAGUAAACAAGACUUAACGAAGAUCACUAUUCGCCCAGCGACCCGUCACAAAGCAGGCUGUAUUGUUGAGUACACUGAGAUGUAAGGGCAUACCGGGAACGAGAAUCUCUGGGCUUUUGCCGUUGACCCAGUUGUAGGAGGCGAUGUAGCGAACAUCUCGUAUUAUUGGAGCUUCCAGCUCGACCAAAAGUGCAUUCACAUCGAUGCUAUCCACUGCUGGCCCCAGAGGCUGAGGAGCAGGUGGUGGUGUUGAUUGUUCUGCUGAAAUGGGAAUUGAGUUUCCCAGUCCUCGCCAACCACGCGUUUGCCCCACCCCUCUGCCGCGUGCUGUGCCCCUCCACCCACGACUUCCCCGACUCCAACCUCCACGACAAGUAUCUUGAGAAUUCAUCAUCCUUGUAUAGGAUCUUGGAUUUAUGACGAACAAGAACAGUCAAGUAGUUCUUGCGCACUCGGCUUUAUUUCUCGCAAUCGUGGCGGAGACUCGACCUCAAGAGGACCGUCUGCCUUUCACAUUAUCAUGGUCGUCAUAUUUCUCCUCUCAGCCACCCAACAGCAGUGCUGCAAGGCUCCGUUGUCCAACAAACAGACCGUCUCAUAGGCUGCAGCCAGCCAACGAUCGGAAGAAACAUGAUCUUCAAUAGGCAGCUCUUGCAGAAGCAUCUGCAAAGCCCUCCAAAUGGGACCAGCAAACGGCUGUGAUGGGCUCGCUCCAGCCAGUCCUCUCCGCGAGGCGCCCUUCUCAAAGCUAGACCCUGUAUUCCAGUGGCUCACUUAUCACAAAGCAAACCGUUUUGGUCUCACCGUGUAUGUCGGUAUCCUGGUACAGAAUCUCUGUGAAGGAGAGAGAAGUGAUCUUGGCCUUGUCCAGCCAGUUCAUAUAUCCGGCUUGUCUUGACCUCUUUUUGAAUGUUCAGGCGAUUUCAAGCACAUAUUACUGGGGUAGAAACGCCAACCCAAUCAGUCAAUACAACUUUCUUAUCCAGAGGCAGUCAUUCAAGUAACCAGAUCUCCAAUGGCGUCACCAAGUCUUGAUGACCCCCGAUUCCUACGGCUCUCCAAAUUCUUCAACGAUGUGUUGUAUGGCAGAAGAAUUCUUAAUUCUUCAAGAGAUGGGAAACUGUUUCUGGAAUCCGUCUGUGUUCAACCAGAUCAUGCAACAUGCGCACACAAAAUCCUUACGAGCCCCUCGGGUCGGGUGGCGCUCCAAGCAUCCAUGAGAUUUGACACAUCUUGUCCAUUCCUUAACGAUAAUGCACUACAGCUUCUCAAAUACCUGCAGUCUCCACAAUUGAAAGCCAUAGAAUCUGGAGCCGUUCUGUCCAAAAUUUUGAUCAGUAUCGUCGAACCAGCAUUCUUCUGGGACGCUUUCACUAAAGCAUUUGUGGAUUCUCUACUUUGUCCAGAAGCUGUUUCGGCAUAUUCAUGGCUGCUUCUACAGCUAGUCCGUCUUCCUGGAACAGCCUCAUCUGUUUAUAUUCAACUUGCCAGCUCCUCAAUCUUGGACCUGAUCUUGAACUCAUCAGAUGGAGACACACGGAAUCUAGGACAGAAAAUCAAGCACUCACUUCCAUUAUCAGACGAGGAUCUACAUAUUGAUGCCGAUGUGAAGCCUGGGGGAAGGCAUGGUAACGAUCACGCAGACUAUCGACGUAUCACGAUCAUGCCCACAGCGGACGAGCUUCUUUCUCAAGAUCGCCCUUUUUUUCGCCCAGCCAAUUUCAUUGACGACCCCGAGUUCGCUGCUACUCGUCGGCAGUUACAUGUAGACAACCAGUUUCGACUCCUUCGAGAAGAUAUGCUUGGAGAAAUCAGAGAAGAGAUGAAAAUCAUGACGGGCUCCAAGACUGGCCGGCAUAAAGGCUUGACUGUUGACAACUUGAAGCUGCGCGGGAUUGAAAUGGGGACCGAAAAAAAGCGUGCUCCGUGGGGAUUGAAGUUUCACGUGGAGAACGGGUUACCGAAUAUGAAAAACAUUACCGGCAGCAAGCGCAAAUCGUACCUCAGUGAUAACCGACACGUUCUUCGCCAUGGAAAUAUGGCUUGCCUUUUUAUCGAUGAUGAACCUGUUGCGUUUCCUACCAUUCUACGGAACGAGGACGAGUUAGCCCAGGUCCCGGCAAUAGUUACUGUCCAGUUCCAAGAAGACGAUACCUUGUCUGAAGCGCUUCUCCGGAUGAAAACAGCCAAGAGCAUUCGACUGGUUCAGCUGGACUCGGCAACUUUUGCAUACGAGCCUUUCUUGCGACGACUUCAAGCCAUGAGUGAUCUUCCUCUUGCGUCAGAGCUGCUGCAAUGGGAGGAGGGAAAAUCUCUUGCUGAACCAACCUGCAGACCAUCUGAUAUUCUGAGAAAACUCGAGUCAAUGCAAGGACGGGACCUCAAACGAGUCCUAGGAACAAAAACAAGUGUUGUACUAGAUGAGUCCCAAAUGCGAUCUCUUUGUGCAUGCUUUUCACAGUCCUUAAGCAUGGUACAAGGCCCUCCUGGUACUGGUAAAUCGUUUCUCGGAGCAUUGGUUGCGAAGGUACUUCACGACUCAACUGACCAAGUCGUACUUGUUGUCUGCUUUACCAAUCAUGCCCUCGACCAGUUCCUUGAGGACCUGAUGAAAAUUGGUAUCCCAUCAGCUGACAUGGUUCGUCUUGGAGGCAAGUCCACGGAUCGUACGAAACCUCUUAUGCUUCGCGAGCAAAAUUCUGUCAAACUCACCGCGAAGCAUUGGGCUGAAAUCGAUAAGCUUAAGCAGAAACUUCAAGAACAUGAAAGACGUCUUCGGGAUACUUUCAAGCGAUAUCAUUCUACCAAUGUACAGAAACGACAUCUUCUGGAGUAUAUCGAAUUCGAAGAGCCGGCGUUCUUUGAUGCCUUCACCGUUCCGACAGAAAAUGAUGGCAUGACCCGGGUUGGAAAGAAAAACAAAGCAGUAGAUCCAUUCCACCUUCUUGACCGAUGGGCUCGUGGGCAAAUGAAUGCAGGCGUGUAUCAACAUGUCCAGCCAGAAGGCGCAGCGACGAUCUGGCAGAUGACCCCUAUGAUGAGAGACAGUUGCAUGAAUCGCUGGAGAAAUGCUAUUUUCGGCGACCUUGUCACUGAAAUGCGAACAACCGGCAGGGCUUUCAAUGCUGAUCAAUCUGAAUUAGCCCGGAUAUUUGGAGAGAAGGAUGCCAGCAUCAUAAAGGGCAAGAGAGUCAUUGCUUGCACAACAAAUGGGGCGGCAACUUAUGCUUCUGCGAUACAUGCGGCUUCUCCUGGAAUUGUGCUCGUUGAAGAAGCCGGUGAGAUCUUGGAAGCUCACAUCCUGACGUCUCUUGGCCCGCACACGCAGCAAUUGAUUCUUAUCGGAGACCAUCAACAACUCCGGCCAAAGUGCUCGUAUGAAUUGAGUGUCGAACAGGGUGAUGGGUUUGAUCUGAAUCGCUCUCUUUUUGAAAGACUCGUCCUCAAAGGCUAUCCACAUGUGACACUUACAAAGCAGCAUCGCAUGCGACCAGAGAUCUCAUCAAUGGUCCGGCACCUGACCUACCCAGAUUUGACGGAUGCCGACUCAACACUCAAGCGCCCUAACCUUCGUGGUUUCCGAGACAACGUCAUGUUCAUUGAUCACCGCGAGCCAGAGGUUGAGUUGAAGAAUUCCAAAGAAAUGAGAGAUGGCAAGACAUCGUCAAAAGAGAAUGCCUUUGAGGGGCAAAUGAUCCUGAAAUGUGUGCGAUACCUAGCUCAGCAAGGUUACGGAUCUGAUAAACUUGUUGUAAUAACACCCUACCUUGGUCAACUAAAGCUCCUCCGAGAUCAGCUCGCUAAAGAGAAUGAUCCGAUCUUGAAUGACCUUGACAAAUUUGAUCUCAUCAGGGCAGGUCUUCUUUCGGACCUUGGUUCCAAGACAUCCAAGCCGUCUCUGAGGAUCUCAACCAUCGACAAUUACCAGGGAGAAGAGAGCGACAUCGUGUUGGUCUCCCUUACCCGGAGCAAUAAAUCUCACGACAUUGGCUUCAUGGCAGCUCCAGAACGACUGAACGUACUCUUAUCUCGAGCACGCGAUGCAUUGAUCAUGAUUGGCAACUCCGACACGUUCAUGAAUGCCCGCAAAGGUAAGGAAGUCUGGCGGAAACUCUUCGAUCACCUGAAACAAAACGGUCACGUGUAUGAAGGCUUCCCAGUGAAGUGUGAGAAGCACCCGGAUCGGACCGCGCUGCUCUGUACACCAAAUAAAUUUGAAGAAGUGUGUACGGAUGGAGGCUGCAAUGAGCCAUGUGGUACUUUAUUAAAGUGCAAAAUACACAAGUGCCCAAGCAGUUGUCAUCAACUUUUUGACCAUUCCCAGAUGAAGUGUCAUGCAGUUACGAAGCAGAAAUGCCCAAAUGGCCAUAGCCAAUCCUGGCAAUGUUUUCAAGGCAGUCCAAAAUCUUGCAACCCGUGCGAGCGCGACAGGAAGAUUGCAGAGAAGAAAGCUAAAAAGGCUCUGGAAGAUCAGAUAAGACGAGAGGAGAUGAAGCAGAAUCAUCUGAAAGAGAUGUCAAAGUUAGAUGAAGAGCUAGAGAAACUCAUACAAGGUAUGCAAGAUACGAGGCUUCAGGCCGAGCAAGCUGGUAUUCUAGCGCAGAAGCGAAAAGAUCUAGAUGCUGCGCAGGCAAGAGCAAGAGCGGCUGUAAAUGCUCCAAAGCCGGACCAUGACUCUGACUCCGAAGAGGUUGCGAAGCAACAGUCACCGAUAAUAAAGCUUUCUCAACCUCCUAAGACUUCUGGUCCGUCCAAAAUUACUCCCACGACGCGAAGUCAGAUUCAAAAGCACAUCAGAAUAGCCAUUGAUCACAGCAAGUCGGCCUCCAAGACCGAAUGGCAGCGCCAAAAAGACCAGGAAAACGCGAACAACCCAGCUAUUGACGAUAUCAUGUCCAUGAUCGGACUAGAAGACGUCAAGUCACAGGUUUUGAAAAUCAAGUCGAAAGUCGAGACAUCGAUUCGUCAGAAUACCGAUCUGAAGAAAGAACGUCUUGGUCUCGUUCUUCUAGGAAACCCCGGUACCGGCAAAACAACUGUCGCCAGGCAUUACGCCAAAGUUCUCACAUCCCUCCAAGUACUUACGGGAGAUGGAUUUGUUGAGACCACAGGAUCACGUCUUGCCCACGGUGGCAUCAAGGAGGUACAGGACCAUUUCAAGCAGCUGGAAAAUGCCAAUGGCGGUGUCUAUUUCGUGGAUGAGGCAUAUCAACUUGCAGAGGGGCACAACUUUGGAGGUAAAACUGUUCUCGACUACCUUCUUGCCGAAAUUGAGAAUCUUACUGGAAAAGUCGUCUUCAUCUUCGCAGGCUAUCGAAAGCAGAUGGAGAAGUUUUUUGAAACCAAUCCGGGAUUUCCUUCGAGAAUUCCCUAUACCCUCCACUUCGAAGACUACGAGGACGGUGAGCUUUUACAGAUGCUUCAAUACCAGAUCAACAAGUUCUACAACGGGACAAUGGACAUUGAGGAUGGGCCUGGCGGGCUAUAUAUGCGCAUUGCUGUACGUCGACUUGGAAAAGGUAGGGGCAGUGAUGGAUUUGGUAAUGCUCGAGCUCUUGAGAACUUAUUUGCUCGAAUACGAGAACGACAGUCAAAUCGGCUUUCAAACGAGCGUCGAGAAGGCCUGAUCUCGGACGACUAUCUACUGACAAAGGAAGACCUUAUCGGACCCGAUCCCUCACAAGCAAUCUUGACUUGUGACGCCUUGGUUCGUCUACAGAAUCUGACCGGCUUGAAAUCCGUCAAGAAAUCAGUCAGCUUCUUGAUCGAUCUCAUUAAAACCAACUACAACAGGGAACUUCUCGAAAAGCCUCUUGUCGAGGUUUCUCUUAACCGCUGCUUCCUGGGCUCCCCUGGUACAGGCAAGACUACCGUGGCAAAAUUGUAUGGCCAGAUACUGGCGGCCAUUGGGAUGUUGAGCAACGGCGAAGUCGUUGUCAAGAACCCUGCGGACUUCAUUGGGAGCGUCAUGGGUCAAUCAGAAGCCAACACCAAGGCAAUACUUACGACUACUGUAGGCAAAGUUCUAAUCAUCGACGAGGCGUAUAUGUUAUACUCUAGCACUGGCACAGCUGGUGGUACAAACGACAUAUACAAAACUGCUGUAAGCUAAUCAAAUGGCUUGAGCUGUACUCGUAUUCUCUCGAGUUCAAUCUCUGACAGAACCAGGUGAUCGAUACUCUUGUCGCUGAGAUCCAAAGUGUGCCCGGCGAAGAUCGGUGCGUUUUACUCCUUGGGUACGAGCCACAAAUGGUCGAAAUGUUCCAAAACGUCAACCCGGGCCUUACUCGAAGAUUUCCCAUUGCAGAUGCCUUCCAAUUCGAGGAUUUUACCGAUCCGGAGCUACAAGAGAUCCUUGAAUUCAAGCUUAAGAGCCAGGGUUUGGGUGCCACCAAAGAGGCCAUAACCGUAGCCAUCGACGCACUUGGUCGACAACGAAACGGACUUAACUUCGGGAACGGUGGCGAUGUGGAAAAUAUCAUUUCAAAAGCGAAGAGCAAUUACCAAUCUCGACAGUCAUUACUGCCACUUGAGGAUAGAUCCAUAGACUUUGUCUUUGAACCACAAGACUUCGAUCCGGACUUCAACCGAGCCACGGGAGCGGAAACUAAUCUCCAUGAGCUUUUCAAAGAUGUGAUUGGAUGUGAGGACAUCGUGCAAAAGCUCGGUGGAUAUCUUCAGGUUGCAAAAGGUAUGCGAGCUCAGGGUCUAGAUCCCCGAGAGCAGAUACCGUUUGCAUUCAUAUUUAAGGGUCCGCCUGGUACUGGGAAAACAACAACCGCAAGAAAGAUUGGCCAAGUCUAUUAUGACUUGGGGUUCCUUUCACAGGUAGAAGUCAUUGAAUGCUCUGCUUCGAAUCUCAUCGGGCAAUAUGUUGGUCAGACUGGGCCCAAAGUAAUCGCUCAGAUGGAGUUAGGCCUCGGCAAAGUUCUCUUCAUUGACGAGGCGUAUCGGCUCGGAGAAGGACUGUUUGCUCAAGAAGCUGUAAACGAGCUUGUGGACAACCUCACAAAGCAAAAGUUUAUAGGAAAGGUCGUCGUCAUACUUGCGGGCUAUGACGCAGACAUGAAUAACCUCCUUCGAGUCAACGAAGGCCUGAGCAGCCGAUUCGCAGACGAGAUCAUAUUCCCACCUCUGCGGCCCGAAAACUCCUUGAAGCUCCUAGAGUCUCGUCUCAGCAAAAGUCAAAUUCUGAUCCCAUCUAUUCGCGACGCUAUGAAGUACAAGGAGCUUCUCAAACCCAUCACAGAGCUUUCCAAACUUCCGGCUUGGGGAAAUGCGAGAGAUGUACAGACACUCGCUAAGAGUAUGGUCAGAGCUGUGUACCUGGAAUGUGCAUCUUCCACGAUAAAGAUGGAUCAACUAGUGCUGCCACACGAUACUGCGCUGCGAUGUAUUCACAGCAUGUUGACUGAUCGCCGUUCCAGGAGCAAUGCCGUUCCAUCUGUAUCGAAGGCAGACAUGGGCCCAAUUCAGUUUCGGGACAAUCCCCAACGCGCUCCUCCACAACCCACCACUUCGAUGGUUACCGCUAAUGCUGUCGCCUCAGAAUUUUUCGAAGAAUCGCCAUCUCCGGCAGCUGCGACUUCACCAGACCCCGACUCUCGCGACUCCGGAGUCUCUGACGCAAUAUGGGCCCAACUGGAGAAUGAUAAAGGGACUGCAAAACUGAUAAUUGAAAACCACGAGCGAAUGGUCCAAGAUCAACAAGAAGCCAUCCGUCGUGCUGAAGAAGCAGAGAAGAAGGCAGAAGAAGAAGCGGCUGUUCUUCGAGCCAUCGAAACUAAGAACGAAGCGGAAGCCAACGAGCUGUUGCGAAAACGCGAAGAAGCGAGGAUUCGAGCGAUGGAGGCUAAGGAUGAGAGGGAAAGAAUUCAGAAAGAGUUGGAAAGACGACAGAAGGAGGAGCAGGAAAGGCGUAAAUUAGAACAGCAAGCUCAAGCUAGGCUGCGCGAGAUGGGUAUAUGUCCGGCUGGUUUCCGAUGGAUUAAGCAGAGUGGAGGAUAUCGAUGUUCUGCAGGUGGCCACUGGGUGACGGACGCGCACUUGGGGCUAUGAUGCAGACUAUGAAGUGGAGAGUAUUAUUUACGGUACAUUGAUAUUUAUAGAGGAUGCUUGAGUUUGAAGUAUGCUGCAUACUGUCCCAAACCCAUCCAUAUUGAUACCUAGCGUCAAUUCAUCUCGCUUAGCAAUGUUUACGUGAGAACGGGGCGGGCGAGAUUAGCGUGCUGACCGGCACUUGGAUCCAUUUGCCCCGAAAGCAAGAGAUAGUCAGCCUCACGCUCGGAAAGCGUUUGACUUGAAAUGAUGUGCGAAGCUUAUUUUGAUCCCCAGGUAGAAGUCUCCAAGCAUCAAGCGACAUCAUUGCUAAAUGGUCUGCUGCUCCCCUGCUGCAAAAGCUUUCGGCCUGGUCCAACAGGGUGACGACCCGUGACGAAAGUCCUGUGCUGCUCUGGAAUAUUUCUCAAAGUAAAGUCGAUUGCUAUGUUAAUGGAAAGCGAGUCCUGAAAUGACAAGCCGGGUGCUAUCAAGCCUCCAUCGAAGCCGCAAAUUGUCCUAGAAGGUGACAAGCCUCCAACAAUGUUGCCUUUCUGAGACUGUCAUCCUCUCCCCAUCUCCCGUUGUCUCAGAUUUUUCUCGCUCAGACUCCUCCACUCUCCUCUAAUACGGCCUGAAUUCCAGUCUCAAACCUAGCGAUCUCAUCCUCACUCAGAGUCUUGUCAUCUGCUAGCCUUGUCGCCCAUGGGUUGAGAAAACUUGUCAGGCUCACGAAUCGGGGGAUAUACUUGUUGAUGUAGUCUCUGACAUACAUGAGUUGGGUGUUCGACAUCCCCUCCGAUACCAUUUCCCAGGCCUUGUCUGUCCCAUAUUCUCUUGGUGGAAUGUCUGCACUCCACUCUGGUUGCGUGCCCAUCACCUCCUGGUAUUCUUCGGAAUUUGGAUCUACCGGCUGCCCGUUGUAAACUCGUUUAACAGCAAGAAGCGCAAGGAGGGCACCAAAUUUGUCAUUUCCGACGUUGACAUCGACGAACAGAUUGCACCACUCGUGCCAGUAGUGGCCAAGUUGGAGGCGAUAAUCA
Molecule: messenger RNA, 10685 nt
Organism: Cadophora gregata
Lineage: Eukaryota; Fungi; Ascomycota; Leotiomycetes; Helotiales; Ploettnerulaceae
Exons: 12
Coding region: 2621-7717 (1698 amino acids)
Molecular function (GO): ATP binding; helicase activity; ATP hydrolysis activity
Source: RefSeq, a predicted model, not a curated record